AUGAGCAGCCGCGACCACCUGUUCAAAGUGUUGGUGGUGGGGGACGCCGCGGUGGGCAAGACGUCCCUGGUGCAGCGAUAUUCCCAGGACAGCUUCAGCAAACACUACAAGUCCACGGUGGGAGUGGACUUUGCUCUGAAGGUUCUCCAGUGGUCUGACUCAGAGAUGGUGCGCCUCCAGCUGUGGGAUAUUGCAGGGCAGGAGCGCUUCACCUCUAUGACCCGACUUUACUAUCGGGAUGCCUCUGCCUGUGUUAUUAUGUUUGAUGUUACCAAUGCCACUACCUUCAGAAACAGCCAGAAAUGGAAGCAAGACUUGGACAGCAAGCUCACACUGCCCAAUGGAGAGCCGGUGCCCUGCCUGCUCUUAGCCAACAAGUGUGAUCUAUCCCCCUGGGCAGUGAGCCGAGACCAGGUUGACCGGUUCAGUAAAGAGAAUGGUUUCACAGGUUGGACAGAAACCUCGGUCAAGGAGAACAAAAAUAUUAAUGAGGCCAUGAGAGUCCUCAUUGAAAAGAUGAUGAGCAAUUCCAGAGAAGAUAUGUCUUUGUCCACUCAGGGGAACUACAUCAACCUGCAAACCAAGCCCUCCUCCAGCUGGGCCUGCUGCUAG
This is a messenger RNA of Rangifer tarandus platyrhynchus (Svalbard reindeer), 612 nucleotides long. NCBI's taxonomy places the organism in Eukaryota, Metazoa, Chordata, Mammalia, Artiodactyla, Cervidae. The record is from the annotation of a GenBank genome assembly.